Messenger RNA from Coregonus sp. 'balchen', 8061 nucleotides. The record is from the annotation of a GenBank genome assembly. NCBI's taxonomy places the organism in Eukaryota, Metazoa, Chordata, Actinopteri, Salmoniformes, Salmonidae.
AUGCCUACAAAUGUCAGAUUGCCUUUCAACAAAUACUGUAAUUACAGGGCAAGUGUAUGCUCCUUAAGGACAUGUCCAUAUUGCCAAUCCAAUGACAAGGAUCGUGACAAGAAUUAAUAGAAUGUUCGUUCUAUGUUAUCUACAGUACCAGUCAAAAGUUUGGAGUCACCUACUCAUUCAAGGGUUUUUCUUAAUUUUUUUUUACAAUUUUUUACAUUGUAGAAUAAUAGUGAAGACAUCAACACUAUGAAAUAAUACAUAUGGAAUCAUGUAGUCACCAAAAAAGUGUUAAACAAAUCAGAAUAUAUUUUAUAUUUGAGAUUCUUCAAAUACCCACCCUUUGCCUUGAUGACAGCUUUGCAUUCUCUCAACCAGCUUCACCUGGAAUGCUUUCCCAACAGUCUUGAAGGAGUUCCCACAUAUGCUGAGCACUUGUUGCCUGCUUUUCCUUCACUCUGCCGUCCGACUCAUCCCAAACCAUCUCAAUUGGGUUGAGGUCGGGGGAUUGUGGAGGCCAGGUCAUCUGAUGCAGCACUCCAUCACUCUCCUUCUUGGUCAAAUAGCCCUUACACAGCCUGGAAGUGUGUUGGGUCAUUGUCCUGUUGAAAAACAAAUGAUAGUCCCACUAAGCCCAAACCAGAUGGGAUGGCGUAUCGCUGCAGAAUGGUGUGGUAGCCAUGCUGGUUAAGUGUGCCAUGAAUUUGUGACCAGCAAAGCACCCUCACACCAUAACACCUCCUCCUCCAUGCUUUACAGUGGGAACUAUACAUGCGGAGAUCAUCCGUUCACCCACACCUCAACUCACAAAGACACAGCGGUUUGAACCCAAAAUCUCCAAUUUGGACUUGUCGUGGUAAUUAUUUGAAUCAAAGGAGAGACUUUUGGAUUUCCUCAAGACAAUAUAACUUUAUUAUCGAUUAAUUACUGCAGUAAUGUAGUUAGUCGGUAACCGCCUUGGAGGUGAUCACUGAGAACUCAGAAGAGCAGAACUGAGGUUAGAGCUCUUAUAGCAAAGACACAUCCUUCUGAAUACAUGACAAACAGCAGAUGUGUGGAAUGGGUCAAAAGGUACAUUGUGCUCUCAUGCAACAGACAUCAAGAUUUACAUGGAGCCACAUAUCUGUCUCUAGUUCAUUUAAUGAUUGUUUAUACAGAAAUACUAAUAUAACCUAGAACACUAGGUCAAUCCCUCAAAUGAUUAAGUCCAGUGUUCAUCUUCCAUAUAGGAUAAAUAAACUGGAAAUUGGAUCUCCCUUGCACCGACACACAGGCACACAGACACAAAUCAUGGAAUGGAAUGGAAAACCCUAUUAUGUUCCCUCUCAGAAGAACAGACAGUGUGAAUGUACUAAUAUAUCUAAUACAUUCUAAUAUAAAAGUAAUGUGAUUAACAAUAAUGUUGUAAUUCUACGACAGACUCCAGACCAAAGGACACAUUUCCACCCGUCUAAUGUCCAUUGCUUGUGUUUCUUGGCCCAAGCAGGUCUCUUCUUCUUAUUGGUGUCCUUUAGCAGUGGUUUCGUUGCAGCAAUUUGACCAUGAAGGCCUGAUUCACACAGUCCCCUCUGAACAGUUGAUGUUGAUGUGUCUGUUACUUGAACUCUGUGAAAAAUUCAUUUGGGCUGCAAUUUCUGAGGCUGGUAACUCUAAUGAACUUAUCCUCUGCAGCAGACGUAACUCCGGGUCUUCCAUUCCUGUGGCGGUCCUCAUGAGAGCCAGUUUCAUCGUAGCACUUGAUGGUUUUUGCGACUGCACUUGAAAAACUUUAAAAGUUCUUGAAAUGUUCAGUAUUGACUGACCUUCAUGUCUUAAAGUAAUGAUGGACUGUCGUUUCUCUUUGCUUAUUUGAGCUGUUGUUGCCAUAAUAUGGACUUGGUAUUUUACCAAAUAGAUCAAACACAAACUUAGACGGAUUAUUCAGAUUUAGCUGGCUUUAGAUACUUACAAUAAUCUAUCCACUCAGAAAUCGUCUGUUUGGAAUUAUGAAUUUAAGAUUUAUUUUCACAACACAACUGAUUGGCUCAAAUGCAUUAAGGAAAUCAAUUCCACAAAUUGACUUUUAAGGAGGCACACCUGUUAAUUGAAAUGCAUUCCAGGUGACUACCUCAUGAAGCUGGUUGAGAGAAUGCCAAGAGUGUGCAAAGCUGUUUGUUUAACACUUUUUUAGGUUACUACAUGAUUCCAUAUGUGUUAGGUCAUAGUUUUGAUAAAAAUAAAAGAAAAACCGUUGAAUGAGUAGGUGUGUCCAAACUUUUGACUGGUAGUGUUUAUCAGCUGCAAUGCAAACCACCAUAUGCAAACCUUUUCACCACCAAAAAUGAGCAACAAUGUGUUGAAUAAUGUAUGUAUGUUGACAGGAAGUCCAUAGUAUUUGUAUUUCCUGCCACACAUCACCCAUCUUAUGGACAGGUUUUUGUGUAAUCAGAUUUGUACCAUGAAAUGUAAUUCAGCCCACCGUGCCAACAUUCAUCUGUCAGAUCAUUUGCUGUGACACUGAAAGGUCAAGUGUAAUUAAAUAUCCUAUAGAGGAGCUGAGAAUCCAGCCUGGUCUCAUAGACUAGACGUAACAUAGUAAAUGUAAAUCCGGAACGUUGAAAUUAGUAUGAUACAUUACGUUUGGUAUGGUUACAUAGGACAGACGGUUACUUAAGGCAAACGUCUAGCAAACCAAAGGUUGCGAGUUUGAAUCUCAUCACGGACAACUUCAGCAUUUUAGCAAAUUAGCAACUUUUCAACCAAUAACUACUUUUUAGCUACUUUGCAACUACUUAGCAUGUUAGCUAACCCUUCUCCUAACCCUAACCUUAACCCUUUAACCUAACUCCUAAACCUAACCUUAACCCUUAGCCUAGCUAACGUUAGCCAGCUAGCCACCUAGCUACAAUUCGUAACAUAUCACAUGUUUUGCGAAUUUGUAACAUGUUGUAUGUUUUGAAAAUUCAUGACAUACACUACUGUUCAAAGUUUGGGGUCACUUAGAAAUGUCCUUGUUUUUCGAAAGAAAAGCAAUUUCUUUGUCCAUUAAAAUAACAUCAAAUUGAUCAGAAAUACAGUGUACACAUUGUUAAUGUUGUAAAUGGCUAUUGUAGCUGGAAACAGCUGAUUUUUUUUAUGGGAUAUCUACAUAGGCGUACAGAGGCCCAUUAUCAGCAACCAUCAGUCCUGUGUUCCAAUGGCACGUUGUGUUUGCUAAUCCAAGUUUAUCAUUUUAAAAGGCUAAUUGAUCAGCUUCAUUAAAUAGUAUCCGCAAAACACCAGUCUCAACGUCAACAGUGAAGAGGCGACUCCGGGAUGCUGACCUUCUAGGCAGAGUUGCAAAGAAAAAGCCAUAUCUCAGACUUCCCAUCUUAAUCUUUUAUUUUUAUUGGGCCGUACGCAUUACACUCUGUAGUGCCUUGCGGUCGGAGGCCGAGCAGUUGCCAUACCAGGCGGUGAUGCAACCAGUCAGGAUGCUCUCGCUGGUGCAGCUGUAGAACUUUUUGAGGAUCUGAGGACCCAUGCCAAAUCUUUUCAGUCUCCUGAGGGGGAAUAGGCUUUGUCGUGCCCUCUUCAUGACUUUCUUGGUGUGUUUGGACCAUGAUAGUUUGUUGGUGAUGUGGACACCAAGGAACUUGAAGCUCUCAACCUGUUCCACUACAGCCCUGUCGAUGAGAAUGUGGGCGUGCUCAGUCCUCUUUUUUUUCCCUUUGUCCACAAUCAUCUCCUUUGUCUUAAGCACAUUGAGGGAGAGGUUGUUAUCCUGGCACCACACGGCCAGGUCUCUGAUCUCCUCCCUAUAGGCUGUCUCAUCAUUGUCGGUGAUCAAGCCUAUCACUGUUGUGUCGUUGGCAAACUUAAUGAUGGUGUUGGAGUCGUGCCUGGCCAUGCAGUCAUGGGUGAACAGGGAGUACAGGAGGGGACUGAGCACGCACCCCUGAGGGGCCCCCGUGUUGAGGAUCAGCAUGGCAGAUGUGUUGUUACCUACCCUUACCACCUGGGGGCGGCCCGUCAGGAAGUCCAGGAUCCAGUUUCAGAGGGAGGUGUUUAGUCCCAGGGUCCUUAGCUUAGUGAUGAGCUUUGAGGGCACUAUGGUGUUGAAUGCUGAGCUGUAGUCAAUGAAUAGCAUUCUCACAUAGGUGUUCCUCUUGUCCAGGUGGGAAAGGGCAGUGUGGAGUGCAAUAUAGAUUGCAUCAUCUGUGGAUCUGUUGGGGCAGUAUGCAAAUUGGAGUGGGUUUAGGGUUUCUGGGAUAAUGGUGUUGAUGUGAGCCAUGACCAGCCUUUCAAAGCACUUCAUGGCUGCAGACGUGAGUGCUACGGGUCGGUAGUCAUUUAAGCAGGUUAUCUUUGUGUUCUUGGGCACAGGGACUAUGGUGGUCUGCUUGAAACAUGUUGGUAUUACAGACUCAGUCAGGGACAUGUUGAAAAUGUCAGUGAAGACACUUGCCAGUUGGUAAGCGCAUGCUGGGAGUACACGUCCUGGUAAUCCGUCUGGCCCUGCGGCCAUAUGAAUGUUGACCUGUUUAAAGGUCUUACUCACAUCGGUUACAAAUGAGAUGAGUAAAGCAAAAAUAUGUAAACAUUAUUAAAGUGACUAGUGUUCCAUUAUUAAAGUGGCCAGUGAUUCCAAGUCUAUAUAGGGCAGCAGCCUCUACGGUGCAGGGUUAUGUAACCGGGUGGAAGCUGCCUAGUGAUGGCUAGUUAACAGUCUGGUGGCUUUGAGAUAGAAGCUGUUUUCUCCGUCUCCGUCCCAGCUUUAAUGCACCUGUACUGACCUUGCCUUCUGGAUGAUAGCGGGGUGAACAUGCAGUGGCUCGGGUGGUUGUACUUGAUUAUCUUUUUGGCCUUCCUGUGACAUUGGGUGCUCUAGGUGUCCUGGAGGGCAGGUAGUUUGCCCCCUGUGAUGCGUUGGGCAGACCGCACUACCAUCUGGAGAGCCCUGCGGUUGCGGGCGGUGCAGUUGCUGUACCAGCCGAUGAUACAGCCCGACAGGAUGCUCUCAAUUGUGCAUCUGUAAAAGUUUGAGGGUUUUAGGUGCCAAGCCAAAUUUCUUCAGCCUCCUGAGGUUGAAGAGGAGCUGUUGCGCCUUCUUCACCACACUGUCUGUGUGGGUGGACCAUUUCAGAUCGUCAGUGAUGUGUACACCGAGGAACUUGAAGCUUUCCACCUUCUCCACUGUGGUCCCAUCGAUGUGGAUAGGGGCGUGCUCCCUCUGCUGUUUCCUGAAGUCCACGAUCAGCUACUUUGUUUUGUUGACGUUGAGUGAGAGGUUAUUUUCCUGGCACCACACUCCAAGGGCCCUCACCUCCUCCCUGUAAGCUGUCUCGUCAUUGUUGGUAAUCAGGCCUACUACUGUUGUGUCGUCUGCCAACUUGAUGAUUGAGUUGGAGGCGUGCGUGGCCACUUAGUCAAGGGUUAACAGGGAGUACAGGAGGGGGCUGAGCACGCACCCUUGUGGGGCCUCUGUGUUGAGGAUCAACGAAAUGGAGGUGUUGUUUCCUACCUUCACCACCUGGGGGCGGCCCGUCAGGAAGUCCAGGACCCAGUUGCACAGGGCGGGGUUCAGACCCAGGGCCCCGAGCUUAAUGAUGAGCUUGGAGGGUACUAUUGUGUUGAAUGCUGCGCUAUAGUCCUGUGUUAAUACUCAGGUUGAACAAUACAUGGAAAACUUGUGUAGCUCAGUUGGUAGAGCAUGGCGUUUGCAACGCCAGGGUUGUGGGUUUGAUUCCCACGGGGGGCCAGUAGGAUUUUAUUUUUUACAAAAAAAACAAAAAAUAUAUGCACUCACUAACUGUAAGUUGCUCUGGAUAAGAGCGUCUGCUAAAUGACUAAAAAUGUAAAAAUGUAAAACGCAUUUCACUCAACCGCUGUGUGACUGAAUAUGAACUCAUUGGAAGUUGGAAUUGUUAAUUUAUUUGUAAAAACUCAAGCAUUGUUCUGUUCAAUCUACCUGUUUAAUUUGUGUCUCUGAUGAAUAAGAUGAGUAGGCUAUGAUCUUGUAUUGGACCAUGUUUGUGGUUAUUUAUGUAAAUAUUCAGGGUAAACCACAAAGAGAAGCUGCUUCUUAAAAGGAAAUGACAAGCAGAAAGAGUAUUGCCACAUGCUAAACUCCAUUUAUGAUUCUGCAGCAGGCUGUUUCUGUUGUGUGGUGAGUGCCUUUUUCUGAUUAAAUCCAAUGUUUUGAGAGAUGGAAUGUCAAUUGAUAUUCACUUAUUAGGCUUUAUGUUAACUUCGUUACAGUAUUGUUUUUGUUUCAUGCAUUUCUAUUUAUUUAUCUAAUUAAAAGUCAUAAAUACCUGUAGUUGUGACAGAAACAAACUGUGUCCAACCAUCUUUGUGUAUUUAUACCAUGAAUCCAGGGUGAACAGUUUAUUUGAAAAGUGAAUGUAAUUACAUGAGUUUAUCAAGAGUUGCAAAACAAGAUUCAGAAUACAUGAACCUGCAGCCUCUGUAAUAUCCAAAGGGCCGAAGUCAAUGUUAUGUGUUAAAUGCUGUGCCUGACCAGGUUUAGGUGGAGGCUGCAAUUCAAAGUUGAGCUUUAUUUUCUCUUCAUUCUAAUUUUGAAAUUGCAUGUCAAUUUCAGUUACUGAAUUUAAAUCAAUUUGAAAAGGAAAUAACUCCUACAAUAGGUAAUCAUAUAAAAGCUUAAAACAAAGUGCAGAUAACUUGUGCCUUCAAGUAAAUCAUGCAUUUGUGUCAAUGAGAGAUUUUCAUGACAUAAUCUGCCAUUUAAUGGCAAUGUGUUUUAGUUUUUUUGCUGUUUCAACUUUUUAUUUGUUUUACCCCAUGGACAUAAAAUGGUAUGAAUAUAGUACAAUGUAACUAAUAUUUUAUCACCUAGUUAACUUAACAACAUGUUCUGAGUUGACACAGCUAAAGCAGCUGGGUAACUUUUUCAAUAACAUUCAAAAUACUGACAUUUCACUCCUCAAAUCUUAAAUUAAUGUGUUGAAUGCAAUGAUAUCCAAAGGUCUGACUGUUUGUUUUCUCUACGAUGAAGCUGAUUUUUUUAUACUUGUGUUUGGACAGAACAAGAGAGCAAUGGAAACAUUCACAUUAGACACAUUUUCAAUGACUGACUAUUAUUAUGAUGAUAGCAGCCCCCCUCCUAAUCAUUCCUCAUUUGGCCAACCAUCGGAUCCGUCAGACAGUUCACAAGGGGGCUGGGUCAUACUCCUUGUGGUCAAUGUGGUUAUCCUACUGCUUGGGGUUUUUGGGAAUGGGGUGGUCAUCUGGAUCGCUGGUCUCAAGAUGAAAAAGACUGUCAACACCACCUGGUACCUCAGCCUGGCCAUCUCCGACUUCAUAUUCUGUGCCUGUCUCCCCUUCAACAUAAUCUCCAUGGUAACAAAGGAGUGGAUGUUAGGGCUCUUCAUGUGCAAGUUCACCUCUUUUGUGAUAUUCCUCAACAUGUUCAGCAGCAUCUUCCUCCUGGUCGUCAUCAGUGUUGACCGUUAUGUACUUGUCGUAUUCCCAGUUUGGGCCCAGAACCAGCGAACUGUGAGGAGGGCCUCUGUAGUUGUGGUUCUUGCCUGGGCUAUCUCUGUUGCACUGAGCAUUCCCUCCACAGUGUUUCGUCAGGUAACCACAGAUGGCACAACAAAGUGCUUUAAUGAUUACCCAUACCGAAACCGUCACAUAAUUGUAGCUGUCAGUCGAUUUGUCAGUGGCUUUGUGCUCCCACUCUUCAUCAUCAUCUUCUGCUACUCUGUCAUCAUCCUGCGACUGAGGACCAACAGGUUGACCAGGUCCUCCAAACCCUUCAGAGUCCUGACUGCACUAAUAGCCUUGUUUUUCAUCAGCUGGCUUCCAUACCAUGUCUUCAUCAUUCUGGAAUUUGGAGCCAGCGAUCAAACUUCUCUAACUGUUAUUCAUGAAUGGCUAAAGAUAUCUGCGACUCUGGCUAGUGCAAACAGUUGCAUGAACCCAUUUCUGUAUGCAUUCAUGGGCAAAGACUUCAAGCAGAAAUGCUGGAACUCUUUCCUUUCUAAGAUUGAAAAUGCUUUUGAUGAGGAGGAAGGCUCUUCAAGGAGUAGAAGGACCUCUUUCUCCCAGGCUGAUUCAAAAGUUAAUACAAAUGUCUGA